GACCACUCAUGAAUUCCGACAAGUUUCCAGAAAGAAGUUAAUCGCUCACCAUUCACGAAAGACACGUGUCCGAUAUCUAGUUCAUCCAGGUCCAGUUACAAUUCAGACAAUUUCGAGAACCAAAUAGAAUUCCGAUGCCCAUGUGGUUUUUACGAAUGUGAAACAAGAUGACACAAGCGAGACAGUUUACAGGUUGUGCUCAAGAUUAUCUUAAUUGGUUUAGUCUAGGAAAUGAACCUGCACAGGUGGUGUUACCAGAUACUCAAACAAAUGGUGAGGGUCUACCAUCCAAUGAGAAAGAACCAAGAUUGCCUCCAUUACAAGAUUAUCUUUGUCGUGAUUUGGGCAGAUUAUAUGUGGAGCAGUACCAGGCAGAACUGGUGGAGGAUUAUAAGUCUCAGAGAAAUUUGGGAAGCACUGCCAUUUGCAGCAAGAGAAGAGAAACAAUGGAUGAUAUAGAAGAAGUUUCAAAAGCAGAAAGUCAUGCUGAAUUUGAUGAAGACGGACAGAAUAGGAAGACCCAAGUAUAUUUGCAUUACGAUUUUUCAUUUGACAAGAGGGACACCAACCUGCCCAUUUUUAAAUACCAAAAAGAAAUAUUGGAGAAAAUAGAAAACUAUCAAGUGAUUGUAAUUGAAGGGGAAACAGGCUGUGGAAAGUCUACACAAGUACCUCAGUUCAUUUUAGAUGAUGCAAGAGAAAACCUUAAGCACUGUAGUAUUGUUGUUACACAGCCACGGAAAAUUGCUGCAACGUCAUUGGCUCAUCGAGUUUGCAAGGAAAGAAACUGGAAAAUAGGAAAGAUUGUAGGAUAUCAAGUUGGUUUAGAUAAAUGCACUGAUGCAGAUACAUGUUUGGCUUUUGUAACAACAGAGGUCUUGGUACAAAAACUGAUUCACAAGCGCAGUUUGAAUUCUUUUACGCAUAUAAUAUUGGAUGAAGUCCAUGAAAGAGAUCAGCAUACAGAUUUUGCUCUGUUGGUUGUGAAAAAACUACUGCAUUCAGUUUCUAACAAUGUUAAGGUAAUUCUGAUGUCUGCAACUAUUGAUGCAUUAAAGUUUGCCCAGUAUUUUGCAACUCCUGUAAAGAACCACAUGAUCCCUGCACCAAUAGUGUCAGUUAGUGAUGCCACAGUACAUAGGAUUCAAAUAUUUUACUUGGAUUCACUAUCAGUAAUUUGCAAAGAGAAGCCAAACCUUUUGCCUCAACUGCCUGAAGUUAAUCCUGAUGACCCAUGGAUUGCCAAUGAAAUGUAUAUAUUAGUAAAUGAAAUGGUCAAGUGUUUUGAUGUAAUUGAAAGAGGAGACAACAACAAUGAAAGUAUUACAGAGUUUACUCUUAAUCGAGGAGCUGUUCUUAUCUUUUUGCCUGGACUUUUGGAAAUUGAACAACUUAUCAGCUGUAUGGAGAAGGAUAAGGCAAGAUAUCAAUGGGAUCUGUAUCCUCUUCAUUCAUCUAUUACACAAGAAGAACAACAGAAGGUGUUUUGUAUUUCACGACCAACAUUCCGGAAAAUAAUUUUGUCAACCAACAUAGCUGAGAGUUCAAUAACCGUUCCAGAUAUUAAAUACGUUGUGGAUUUUUGCUUGACAAAAAUCUUGACAUGUGAUGUGAUGACUAACUACACAUCCCUAAAAUUAGCGUGGGCAUCCAAAGCAUCCUGUAAACAACGUGCCGGUAGAUCUGGAAGAGUUUCAGAUGGAAGAGUAUACCGCCUUGUCCCACGUGGGUUCUUUGAGACACUGCCUUCGUAUGCAACUCCAGAACUUUGCCGGACUCCCCUGAGUCAUGUAGUGUUGAAGACCAAGAUACUUGAUAUGGGAGAACCAAGAGCCCUUUUAGCAUUAGCCAUUGAUCCUCCAAAUUUAGCAGACAUAAAUCGGACAAUAUUAGUCCUCAAACAGAUGGGAGCUUUAGCCAUAAAAUCCAAAGGUAGAGAAUGUUGUUUGGAUGGUGACUUAACAUAUCUUGGGAAAGUGAUAGCCAUGCUACCAGUAGACCCUCAUCUUGCAAAAUUGAUAGUAAUGGGACACCUGUUUGGAUGUCAGAGAGAAGCAAUUAUUAUUGCUGCUGGGCUGUCGCUGAAGAGUUUUCAUGCACGUCCAUUUCAAGAUGAGCUCAAUGCUUUCCUAUCCAAAGUGUCUUGGGCUUAUGGAUCAUUCUCAGAUUGUCUAGCUCUGCUCAAUGCCUAUGAUCUUUGGCAAAGCAUGCAGCUUCGAGGGGAGUUCCUGCGUCCUGGUGCUUGCCGAGAGAAAGAAUGGGCAAAACACAGCUAUAUAGAACAGAACACUAUUAGAGAAGUUCACAAGUUGGUGCAAGAAUUACAAGGUCGCCUUGAGAAAAUGAAGAUUUGUGUAUUUAGUGCUGAAAACUAUCCCAAAAGUGAUCAGUCUACCAUCUUGAAACUUUGUAUGGCCAGUGCUUUCUUCCCAUACUAUUACAAACGGAAUAUCACUGAUGACUAUGAGAAAGAGAUGAACCGUGAACUAAGUGGCCAUGACCCUUUUACUACGGUGGUUGUGAGUGGUCUGCCUUCUGAGACCAAUAUUCUCUAUGAUGACCAGAUUAGGAGUUUGUUCUGGAACUGCUCCCAAAACUUGAAAAUCAGUUAUGAAGGCUCCAAGGCCUAUAUCCAGUUCCCUAGAACUAGGAGUGCAGUUAACAAGGAAGAGCACUUUCAAGACAUCCCAGGAGAGUGCCCAACAGCCAUGCACCUUGCUUUGAAAAUGCGGCAGAUACCAAGAAUACAAAAGGACUUUGUACUAAAACUAUAUAGUUCAGAUGAUGGUCGAGCUAAGAUGGCAGAGAUACUUGGUGGAAUUGUUGACUCAAACCAAGGAGAAGAAAGUCAGGAAAGUAUGGCAGGAAAAAAUAUCUUGGGUAGAGGUCGUUUGAGAUUUAUAAAACCCAAUGAGUGUACCUUGAGGCCGCCUGUUAUGCCCUCACCUGCUAACCAUGUUUGGAGAAUUCAUGUUACUCAUGUUGAGAAUGCAGCGUGUUUCUGGGCUAUAUCAAAUGAAAUCCAUGCUCUUAAGAAUUUAAGCUUUAUACAGACAUGUAUAAGUUCUGCAAUUUCCCAGAAUAAAGCACUUUUCUUGGACCUAGAUGACAUUGUUGUAGGGCAGAUUUGUUUGGCUCCUUACAGAGAUUUGGAGGGCAUUUGUAGUUUCUACAGAGCAAGGAUAGAUGAGGUCCUCAAAACCCGCGAAGAUGUGAAAGUUGUGGUUUACUUUGUUGAUUAUGGAAAUGUUGAGACGGUCAAGGCAUCAGAACUAAGAAUUAUCCCAAAAAGCAUUCAAAAUGUUCCAAUGUUGGCAAUUGAGUGUAUGUUGGCAGAAGUUAAACCAAUAUCAAAGUCUACAACAGCAGUUUGGGAUGAGAGAGCUAAUAUAUGGCUCAGAAACAGGACUCUUAAUCAAAGUUUUAUUGCACAGAUAUACAGCGUUGUUCAUGGAGUAGUGCGUAUGCAUCUUCUCCCUCCUGAUGGAAGAGCUGAAGAAUCCAUAAAUGAAAUGCUUAUUCGUAUGGGAUAUGCUGUGCAUGCUGAAGAAUUUUAUCUUUCAAAGCAAAAUCAUCAGCUGCGUGCCAUUUAUAGCAGAGAAUUUGAUAACUUCUUUGUUGAUGACAGCAGUUCUGUAUCGUGUUCUGCAUAUUCAUUUAAUUCGAAAAACCUCAAUUACUCAAGGUCAAAGGUUCAGCUUAAGGGGCCAGAUUCACCAUUGCUCUUACGGUUUGUGGCUUUAACCAGAGCUGGACAUGCCAAAGGAGUCAGAAUAGAACCAUUGUCUGUGAAUUCUACAGCUUUGGAUUUAGAACCACAGAAUAAAUAUGACAGGUUUCUUAUUGCAUCUUUUGUUUCCCUGAAUCCAUCUGAAGUGAAUGUUACACUCCGUAACACAACUUUGAUGCCAUCCAUUCCUGGCCUGAUGGCAGUGUGUCUCCUCCUGUUUUGUCCAACAGCUGAGCUAAGAGUCAGCAAAGAUGGCACCCACUAUACUGGAGCAUUGAUUGGAGUUGGUGCAGAUUCCCGAACCAGAAGUUCUUUGUAUCCUGAAGAAGAUAUUGAAAUUGCCUUUGAUGUUGAUUUGACUGAAGAUGAUCUGUUGAUGAUAAAUCAAGUUCGCUUCCUAAUGAACAUAAUGAUUGAUGAAGGGGAAGAAAUGCCUGCUGACAAGCAAUUAGGACUUCAGAAGAAACUAAGGCUUCUUGUAUUUCGGUUGCUGGAGAAAAAACGUGAAUUUAAAGAACCUGAGGCUUACCUUAAUGCAUAUUGCUGGAAGAUGAUUUCAGAGGAUCUACUCAAACCGGAUGAUAAAGGAUGUUAUAAUAAUCCACGAGCUGUAGUAUUUCCCUUGCAUAAUGGAAUUAUAUUGCAAAAAGAGUUAGCCAACAACAAACUAAGAGAAGAUCUUUUGGAACUAAAAUCCUUAGUGAGAAGAUUGGGAGCAGAAGGAACACCAGUCGUUAAAGCUGUCAAUGUUGAGUGCACUCUUUGUGAAAUGUUCUUGAAAACCUUUGGUAACUUAAAGGCACAUCUAGCUUCAAGUUUUCAUUUUGAGAAUGAGAUGAAAAUAUUUAACUGUGGUGUGUAAUUAACUUUUCAUUUUUUUUCCCUGGAGAUACUAAAAUUUUGUGCUGUAUUUCCAGGUGACUACACUGCCAUGUUAGUUCAGAUCUCUGUGAAUAUGGCUUCAGUUAUUUUAUUAUGAUUUAUCCCAUAUGCGUACAUUUAAUUUUUAUUUUACUAUAAGUAGUUGACUAAUUUGUGUACUGCAAAAACUGCAGUUGACUUUUUGAGUAUAAGUUUUUGAAGUUAUUUGUAUCAUGAUAUGUAUCUAGCAGAAAGGGUUAAGUAAUUUUUGUUUUUCCCUGUAUUAAGUCUAGCACUUACUACUGGAUGAAAUUUUAAUUGUAACCAUUAAGAAAAUCCAUUUCACUUUGUCAAGAACCCUUAGAUAUGAACAGAAUUAAAAAUAAAUUAGACUAAAGCCUCCAAA
This is a messenger RNA of Macrobrachium nipponense, 4997 nucleotides long. It is a transcript of the gene spn-E, whose product is annotated as ATP-dependent RNA helicase TDRD9-like. The record is from RefSeq and is a predicted model, not a curated record. Lineage: Eukaryota; Metazoa; Arthropoda; Malacostraca; Decapoda; Palaemonidae. The transcript is spliced from 30 exons. Gene Ontology annotation, molecular function: helicase activity; RNA binding; ATP binding. Bases 168 to 4592 code for a protein of 1474 amino acids. Gene Ontology annotation, cellular component: intracellular anatomical structure.